Centruroides sculpturatus (bark scorpion) is the source of this 1596-nucleotide messenger RNA. It is a transcript of the gene Vdup1, whose product is annotated as arrestin domain-containing protein 3-like. The coding region runs from base 252 to 1274 and encodes 340 amino acids. NCBI's taxonomy places the organism in Eukaryota, Metazoa, Arthropoda, Arachnida, Scorpiones, Buthidae. Gene Ontology annotation, cellular component: cytoplasm. The transcript is spliced from 6 exons. The record is from RefSeq and is a predicted model, not a curated record. Gene Ontology annotation, biological process: protein transport.
AAUGCGGAAUUAAUAAUGUACAAAUUAUUAUUUUAAAAAAGUUCGUGUUCUGUUCCGCUAUUUCGCCGAAGAGAGGAGAUAUUUGAUUGGCUACGACCGACUUCCUUAUAAGAAAGCAGUCAGACAAGUCUUGAAAGGCGCAGGUUGCUACUACACGGAAUAGCCACAUUCUUAGUUAACGAGCAAUCCAUGUAUAUAGUAUCUUGUGUUGACAUCGGACAUGUAAAUUUAUCAAACGGAAUAUAAAUAGCAUGGCCAAGAAACUAAGAAAGUUUCUGAUUAUUCUAGACAACGAAAGUCUAUUAUAUUUUCCAGGAUCUUUUUUAUCGGGACGUGUUUUAGUAGAUUUGGAUGAGGAAACACCUGUUUUGGGGCUCUAUUUCCACAUCGUUGGAGAGGGUGUGGUUCGUUUAUCUAAUACCACCGGUGCCGGCAGUUACAACGAUAAAGAAAAUUAUAUAGAUUUUCGUAUGAAACUGCUUGGAGAUACUCAACCUAAAGAAGAAAAUUUAGAUCGAGUAGUCAUUCUAUCCCCCGGAGUUCAUUCGUUUCCGUUCAAACUGGGUUUACCUUUAGGUUUGCCUUCUACAUUUUUAGGUAAACAUGGCUGGGUACAAUACUAUUGCAAAGCGGCUUUGAAAGAACCUUCCGGUUUAAUACACAAAAAUCAACAAGUGUUCAUAGUGAUGAAUCCUAUCGAUUUGAAUCUUGAACCUCCUCUUCUCAUGCAACCUUUCCAUUGCGAAAUAGAGGAAAAUCUUGGUGUUCCUUGUAUGACUUCUGGUCCAGUUACUUGUAGAGUCCGACUAGACAGAGGGGGAUAUGUUCCAGGAGAAAGCAUUUGUAUUUAUGCUACAAUAGAUAAUAAUAGUCGCGUUACUAUCAGGAAAACCAAAGCCAUCCUGACCGAAACAAUACAAUAUACGGCUAAAAAUAAACUAGUGCACUCGGAAACUCGGGAACUAGCAUCGUUAGAAAAGGGACGUAUUCAAGCCGGAACUUCUGAUUAUUGGAAAAAUGAAAUGUUAUACAUCCCUCCUUUACCUCCAACGAAUUUACGAGGAUGUCAUUUGAUACGUGUUCAAUACGAUGUUUAUUUUUUAGUGCAGCCAAAAGGUCUUGAUCGUGAAAUAAAAUUACAACUUCCUAUUAUGAUGGCGACGUAUCCCAUUAAGAAUACAGAUGGAACUUUACAGAGAAGGAAAGGAACUAAUUACCCUGCUAUGUUGCCUGUAUUUCGUCCAUGGUUAAAUGGAGGAACUCUAAAAAAAUAAUCUAAAUUUUGUCAUUCAAGGCCAAAUGUUUAAGUAUUUGAGAUGCCAGAAUCAAAUUAUGUAUAAAAAUUUUGUAAUUCUGAUGUAACAUUUUCAAUAUCUAACUGAUAAUGUAUCAGUUAAAGAAAUUUAAUGUAACACAAUUUUAUAUAUGUGAAUUAAUCAAAAUUUAAUGUGUGCCAUUAUUACAUUGCCUUACUUUUAUAACAAAUAAAACAAAAUGUACAUAUAAAUUUAAUUUUGCAUUAAAAUUUUUUAAUUAUUUAUUAAAGACUUGUGAAUUUUUAAUAAUUAGUAUGAUAAAUCUUAACACAGAAUUAAU